UCUUCAGAUAGCUCAUCCUUGUUUCCAUAAAUCUCCUCCCAGAUCAUCCACCGCUCACAAACACUCGACAAUCAACAUGCCUGGCCCCAUCAUUCCAGUUUCGGUCAUCACCGCGCUCUCGGAUCCCUCCAAGAUGUGCCAGUGUCCUGCGACCUCGCCACCAUCGGCUGCUACGACAUGCCCAAAAUGUCAACUUCCCAAAGCUGCUGUCGCCAGGGCUUCAGCAUUGGCUUGAAAAUAGCAUCUUUUUCAAUGAAAUUUGCUCGCCAAGAUAGAGAUGUCGGCUAGGUUCGACUUAUAUCAAAGCAAGCACUAGCUUUCUCGUUCGUAGGAAGUGGCCACGGUAGCGAAGGAAACUUGAUUCAUCAACCGUAGACCAUCACAUACACGAUCUUCCUUCUCUCGAAGCAUUGAAUUUGCGUACACUCCUUUUCCCCAGAUAGAACAAUAUAUGAAAUUUCACAUAUGUGGACAAU
Colletotrichum acutatum is the source of this 476-nucleotide messenger RNA. RefSeq lists its product as uncharacterized. The record is from RefSeq and is a predicted model, not a curated record. The transcript is spliced from 2 exons. Bases 77 to 235 code for a protein of 52 amino acids. Lineage: Eukaryota; Fungi; Ascomycota; Sordariomycetes; Glomerellales; Glomerellaceae.